AAAAAAGAGAAACAACUCUCUGGUUUCUAACUGCAGGCUCUGCCUUGCCGAGGGGCUUCAGCACUGCGCUUCUGUGAAGUGUCAUCCCACCCAAGGGUGUGCAGCAGUGUGUAUGAGUGAUUGUGUGUGUAUGUGAGCCGGAACCUCAGCAGCCAUGUCGGACCCCAGGGACAUUGAUGAGGAUGCCCUCCUCAAGGGCCUCAGCCCAGAGGAGCUGGAUCAACUGGAGUAUGAGCUGCAGGAGAUGGACCCUGAGAAUGCCAUGCUGCCAGCUGGUUUACGGCAGCGUGACCAGACGAAAAAGAGCCCGACGGGGCCAUAUGACCGUGACGCCCUCGGUCAGUUCCUGGAGAAGGAGGCCCUGGAGCACGCGGACAGGGAAGACCUGGUGCCCUUCACUGGGGAGAAGAAAGGAAAAGCCUUUGUUGCCAAGCCACCAGCGGAGAUCCCCGAACAUGAGCAGGUGACACUGGAGCCGGAGUUGGAGGAGGCUCUGAAAAACGCCAGUGAUGCAGAGAUGUGUGAUAUUGCAGCUAUCCUCGGCAUGUACACCCUGAUGAGCAACAAGCAGUACUACGACGCUUUGGGCGUCACAGGAACCAUCGCCAACACAGAGGGCAUCAACAGUGUAGUAAAAGCAGAUCCAUUCAAGGUCUUCCCCGAUGAGCCGCCCAACACCACCAACGUGGAGGAAACCCUGGAGAGAAUCCACAGCAACGACAGCAGCUUGACUGAAGUCAACCUCAACAACAUCAAGGACAUUCCCAUCCCGACACUGAAAGAGAUCUUUGAGGCGAUGAAGGGAAACUCUCUCGUGGAGUUUCUUAGCAUCGCUGCGACCCGUAGCAACGACCCUGUGGCCUACGCGUGUGCUGAGAUGCUGCAGGAGAACACCAGCUUGCAGAGUCUUAAUAUCGAGUCCAACUUCAUUACUGCAGACGGCAUGAUGGCGAUUGUUAAGGCUAUGGCCAACAACGCCACGCUGGUGGAGCUCAAGAUCGACAACCAGAGGCAGAAGUUGGGAGACUCAGUCGAGAUGGAGAUCGCCUCCAUGUUGGAGAACAACUCAAGCAUCCUCAGGUUCGGCUAUCACUUCACCCAGCAGGGUCCUCGCGCCAGAGCCGCCAUGGCCAUCACAAGAAACAACGACAUGAUUCGCCAGCAGAGAUUAAGAUGAAAGCAACAUGAAGAAGAACCCCUUCGACCCGCUUGGAGCCUGCAAACUGACUGCCGUCGACAAACUUGUGCAAGCUUGUCAGCGUGGAGCACGAGAGCUGAAUGAACCGCCAAACAUCCAUUUCAUUUCAUUUCAUUUUGUUUCAUUUACCACAGCCGGCUUUGUGUAGACUGCUGAAUUCAUCAUAAAGGCGUGUAGAGGUCAAAAGCAAAAAUGUGAAGUGUCUUUUCUUUUUCUUUUUUUUUGUGCUUUUCGUUUGUGCAUCGGCUAAAAAUCAUCCCAAACAAAAGGUUAACUCUUUUCAUUCAUGGAAACGUUUUCAAUAUGGUGCUAUCUGUGGGAAGAAAACAAUCUGUAAAUACUUUAAAUAAAAUAUAUAUUCAAAUA
Messenger RNA from Scomber scombrus (Atlantic mackerel), 1564 nucleotides. It is a transcript of the gene tmod4, whose product is annotated as tropomodulin 4 (muscle). Gene Ontology annotation, molecular function: tropomyosin binding. Gene Ontology annotation, cellular component: striated muscle thin filament; myofibril. The transcript has 10 exons. NCBI's taxonomy places the organism in Eukaryota, Metazoa, Chordata, Actinopteri, Scombriformes, Scombridae. The record is from RefSeq and is a predicted model, not a curated record. Gene Ontology annotation, biological process: pointed-end actin filament capping; myofibril assembly; muscle contraction. Bases 155 to 1177 code for a protein of 340 amino acids.